AUGAGAGAGCUGUGGUUACUCCUGUGCUUAUCCCUGCCCCUUAUAGCCUUUCAUAGGGUGACAGGCUGUUUAGAAUGUGACUCCAGAUUCAAUGAAGAAAUUAGGACCUUACUGGCUAACCUGGUACCCAUGGAAGUUCCUGAUCGAGGUUUUCUGCUUCAACGGCAAAUGAAGGAGACAAUUAGUUUAAGCUUCAAGGUCUCCCACAGGAACAAGAUGCUUCGGGUACUGGCUGUAAAAAGUGUUAACAAGUUGAGAGUAUGGCUGAAGAAUGAACUUUAUAGACUAGGAAAUGAAACAUGGAAAGGUGUCUUUAUUCUUCAAGGCAAGCUUCUCAAUGUCCGCCAAAAUCUGGAAUCGAAACUGAAAGAAAUAUUAAAGAACUAUUCUGAAGUUGCUUGUUCCGAAGAUUGUGUUGUGAUUGAAGGUCCUAUUCUAGAUUGCUGGACUUGUCUUCGCAUCACUGCCAGGUGUCUUAAAGGAGAGUAUUGUGGAGAAGUGGAUUCAAGAAUUUCUGAGAAUCAAGAGAUUGUACUUUUUCUGAUAUUGCUAGCAGAAGCUGUAAUAUUAGGAAGUACUUUGUUACUAUUCCAUAUUUGUAUAUCUCAUCGAAGGAAAAUGAAGGCAAUACGAAGAUCACUAAAAAAAUAUUUGCAGAGAAAGCUUGACAUAUUAAUGGGGUUAAAAGAUGAAGAAAAAGAAAGAUUUGAAACAUAG
This is a messenger RNA of Suncus etruscus (white-toothed pygmy shrew), 717 nucleotides long. RefSeq names its product IZUMO family member 3 (gene IZUMO3). The record is from RefSeq and is a predicted model, not a curated record. The transcript is spliced from 7 exons. Bases 1 to 717 code for a protein of 238 amino acids. NCBI's taxonomy places the organism in Eukaryota, Metazoa, Chordata, Mammalia, Eulipotyphla, Soricidae.